Molecule: messenger RNA, 3060 nt
Organism: Lodderomyces parapsilosis
Lineage: Eukaryota; Fungi; Ascomycota; Pichiomycetes; Serinales; Debaryomycetaceae
Gene: VPS11
Product: tethering complex subunit
Exons: 1
Coding region: 1-3060 (1019 amino acids)
Biological process (GO): vacuole organization; endosome organization; organelle fusion
Cellular component (GO): endosome; HOPS complex
Molecular function (GO): protein binding; protein-macromolecule adaptor activity
Source: RefSeq, a predicted model, not a curated record
AUGUCCCUACUAACAACAUGGAGACAAUUUCAGCUAUUUGAUUUCAUUCCUAUACGAGAUCCGAACUAUCAAUCACACGAUGCGUUAUACUCAGAUCCUACACUAAGUGCUAUAAACGCCACCAAGACGUACUUGAUUAUUGCCGUCAACAACUCCAUACUCAAAAUCAUAAACCCCAAAAACAUGGCCUGCGAGGGCCAAUUUCAAGCUUAUGACAUUGACUACAGGAUAACGUUUAUAGGGCCUGUGUUCAAUUCGAGUAAUUUGGUCAUCACGUUGGCAGAAAAACAAGGGUUUCCACUGAGUAUCAAACUUUGGGACUUGAUGAGGAUAUUAAAUAUGGAAAAAUUAGAAGCAUCGGAAUACAAGUUUAAGUUUCAAACUCAAGUGGCCGUUACUGAGAAUAGUCGAGGAAGUGGAGCACCAAGUGAAAACUCAUUCCCCAUCAGUUGCUUCAAGUUUAAUUACGACUUGACGUGCUUAGCAGUAGGUUAUACCAAUGGAAAAGUCUUACUUAUUAGAGGGGAUCUAUUGCGCGAUAGAGGCUCGAAGCAGAGAGUGAUUUACGAAAGUGCUGGCAGUGAUCCUAUAACUGGGAUCGAAUUUAAUGAAACAGAACAGAUACUUUAUGUCACAACAACUUCAAAAGUAUUGACGGUCUCUACAACUGGUCGUAACCACGGCAAGCCCUUACGCGUCCUAUCACAAAAGACAGGUGCAGAUUUGGAUUGCACCGCGUCUGGAAGCAAACAAGAGUUGAUUGUUGGACGUCCCGACUCGAUCAGAUACUACAAUUCAACAUCAAAACUCAAAACAAUCAAUUUUGAUAUUCCAAAAUCGAAAAUUGCAAGGCUUCAUCAGUUUAUAUUGAUGGUGAGCUCAACCGAUAAUGGUAAUCUGCAGAAGUUUCAAUCGAGGGUAAUCAUACUUGAUACUAGAAACAACCACAUUUCACUCAACUUGUUGAUCCCACAAAGUGUGGUAAAGUUUAUUUUCAAAAUGAAUAAUGAGAUAUACCUUUUGUCAAAUGAUGGUGUAUUGUACAGGCUAUAUGAAAAGCCAAUUAACCAACAAAUUGAGCUUAUCUUGCAGAGGGAGUUAUUCUCUGUAGCUUACAAUUUGGCAAAACAACUGAAACUUGCGUCUGAUACGUUGUUGAGGAUUCAAACAUUGCAUGCAGAUCACCUAUUUGAGGAACAAAAAUACGGUGAAUCAAUGAAUGUUUAUAUUAGUUGCCUUGAGCUAUUUGAAGAAAAACCUCUGGAUGUUGACAAGGCAAACUCGAACGAGGAUAGAGAUGAUUUUAUCAUGAAUGUGAUUACCAAAUUCAAGGAAGCUAUUAAUACCGCGAAUAUGGUAAAUUUUUUGGAGAAACUAUAUGCAAUGUCAAUAGCCAGUGUGGACCACAUCACUCUUCUAUUGUGUUGUUUGUGUAAAUUGAAAAACCUUACUCAGAUUGAUACCUUUAUCGAUGAGUUGGAUUUGUCUAAUGAAAAGUUACAAGAGCUCAAUUUCCCUUUAAUCAUAAACUUGUUUAAAGAAUGUGGAAUCUAUAGCCAAGUUUUGAGACUAUUGUACAAACUAAAUCAACCAAACUUGAUUGUUGAUAUUCAAUUGUAUGAUUUGAAUAAACCGAAGGUGGCAUUGAACUACAUGAAGACGUUGAAAAUUGAUGACUUGUUGUUGAUAUUGAUUGAUCAAUCGAAAAAAUUGCUUGACUCUUGUCCCAUUGAAACAACCGAAUUAUUGAUUGAUGUAUUUACGGGGAAAUAUCAAGCUACAGAGUCUACCGAGGAGAAUUUGACCACGGCCUCAAAUGCUAAAUCGGACGAUGAAGAUGAAGUGGUGGGCGAAAGUAGAAUUGAGUUGACAAACUACAAAGCUUUUUUGAACUAUUUGACUCUUCGUGGGAGCAAUGAUGACUCAGACCACAAUGAAAAAACUGCCAAAGAGCCACCCAGCACAACUAAAGAGCCGACGUACCUCCCUCCAAAACCCAAUUUGAUAUAUUCUAGUUUUGCUGAUCACCCGCAUGAGUUUGUCAUCUUUCUCGAGGCAUGCAUAGAAGCCUUGGAUAGGUAUCAAGGGAACUUGAUGGAUAAGAAAGAAGUUUUGAUAACAUUGCUUGAAAUGUAUCUUUCACUAAAUAAUAAAGCUAUACAAUCAGAAUGGCUAGAUAAAGCACAAUCCAUUGUUGAACAAUAUGGUGAUUUGUUAGAUGACGAUUCAUUGUUGUUAUUGGGACACUUGUAUAAUUUCAAACCCGGUGAAAUCAAAGCCAGAGAGGACAACGGUGAUGAAAAAGGUAUUUUUAUGUCGUACAGAAUAGAUGAAGAUGUUGAAGGUUGCUUUAAAGUGUUGCAAAAAUACGGAGAAACAAAGCCACAACUUUACAAAAUGAUGCUUGAGUUUAUUGUAUCAAAGCGGGAAAUUUAUGAAAAAGUUAAUCACGAUGAUGUACAAGCAAUUCUACAACAAAUUAAAAAAUUUAAAUUGUUGGAUCCACUUGAGUUGAUUAGUUUGCUAACCGGCGGUGAAUCCAAUGACAGUGGAUUUGUUACGUUUGGUAUUGUUAAGGAGUAUCUACUCCAGUACUUUACCACUCAAGAGCAAGAAAUAACAAACAAUGAAAAACUUAUUGAAGUGUAUGAACACGAUUCGACCAAAAACUCCUACAAGUUAUCUGAAUUAACCCAUCCAUUUGUCAUACAGAAUAACAAGUGUUCAGCAUGUCAAAUGAAGUUGGAUUUCCCCAUGAUCCACUUCAAGUGCAAACAUUCUUUCCAUCAAAAAUGUUUGUCAUCAAGUCUUGUUGCUAAACCCGCAAGCAAUGGCAGUUCGCACUUUGUUGAUGAUGCUAGUGAGCAGGGGCCCAAGUGUCCUAUAUGCGCGCAAAGUAUCAACGAUGUCAAUGAAAUGAAACAAAGUCAGUAUAAAUUGAAGGAGAAUGUCGAUUUCUUUGUACAAUCCUUGCAUGAAAGUAGUGACACAUUCAAGUUUAUAUCUGAUUAUAUUGGGAAAGGAGUGAUGGAGGAUGAGUCGGUUACCAUCGAUGAGUAG